Magallana angulata is the source of this 1284-nucleotide messenger RNA. RefSeq names its product corticotropin-releasing factor-binding protein-like. Lineage: Eukaryota; Metazoa; Mollusca; Bivalvia; Ostreida; Ostreidae. The transcript has 8 exons. Gene Ontology annotation, molecular function: corticotropin-releasing hormone binding. The coding region runs from base 137 to 1075 and encodes 312 amino acids. The record is from RefSeq and is a predicted model, not a curated record. Gene Ontology annotation, biological process: negative regulation of corticotropin secretion; hormone-mediated signaling pathway; negative regulation of corticotropin-releasing hormone receptor activity.
UAUUGGUUACCAUUUAUCGGAGAGAGGAGUCGCUAAGUGCACGUUACUAUAGUAUAGUUCAAUCACAGCAGUAACGUAUUUGAAAAAAAAGUAUCUCAUUUCAUUUUACAAGUUUAGGACACUUGCGUUUUGUAUCAUGAGACUGACCCCCUUACUACUAUGGAUUAUGCGGCUCUCUCUGGCUUUUUCCAUCCCAUUCCCACUUCCUAAGCGAACCGUUCACAAAUCCGAUUUUCUGGACAAAAGGUCAAGAUCGAAUUCGGAUGGAAUUGUUGCUGACUGCAUAUUCAUGGCUUCUGAAGAAGGGGAGUUUACCUACAAAUCUGACGGAUCUCCGAAAGUCUGCGGACUCUAUUUUAUCGCACCACCCGAGAAACUUGUAGAAAUAGAAUUCACCACCUUUAACAUUGACUGUAAAACUGGACUGGCCGUCGUUGUAGAUGGCUGGGAAAUGAACCAGCAAUAUUUCCCCUCCCCAGAGGACCACGACAAGUUGAUAGAGGACCGCUUACAUAACCUGUGUGGUCAGCUAACCACGAAGACGUUUGUGUCGUCACAAAAUGUGGCCCUGAUACAGCAUUUGAUAGGGAUGCCAGGGGACGGAUUCGUGGUCAGGGUCCGAUUCUUGGAAAAUCUCCAACCGUGUAACGUGGUAAGCAUGUUUAAGCGAGGCCUGUAUACAGUGAAGAACUACGGCCUGAAGAGGAACUGUUCCGUCUCCAUCAUAUAUCCGGAGCGGAUCCAGCUUCUCUCUGUAGACGUGGGCGUGACCGGGCACUUCCGGCAACAGGAAGGGGAAUUCGGCAUCCGGUCAAAGUGUCACAACUUCAUAGGAGCAGACGACUUUGUUGAAAUAGCUGGCGGGAACGGCUUCGAGCUAGGUUUUCUGAAUGUACGAGGGCGUUACUGCGGCAUGGAAGCCAAUGUCGGUAGUUUGGGGGUGGCGGUGGCCUGUCAGCACUCGUUGGUCCGCCUCGUGUCCAGCGGCAACUACUUCAACUCCGUCACCUUUCUGUACUCAAAUUUAACAGCAGACGAGAUAGGACGCGAGGACCCCAAUAAAUGCACCAAGUAGUUCCUAACGCUGCUAUUUAUCGUGCCGUUUGUGUUCACGUUGGAACCCCCCAUUCCAGUUUCCUCGAGUCUGCAGUAGCUCAAUGUAACUUAUGGCGUCCAUUUCUAGACAGACACAAAGUCAAUAUAUAUACAAUCAUGUAUUUUUAUCGUUUGAAUUCUUUUUCUUAAGGUGCAAUAAAGUACAGGAGAAACUGAUGGAACAAAUAA